This is a messenger RNA of Gongylonema pulchrum, 363 nucleotides long. The record is from the annotation of a GenBank genome assembly. NCBI's taxonomy places the organism in Eukaryota, Metazoa, Nematoda, Chromadorea, Rhabditida, Gongylonematidae.
AUGGAUCUGCUCAGGGGUAAUGCAGUGGGCUGGAGGAUAUCGUUUCUCAUAGCGGCUGGUGUUGACCUGACCGCGUUAAUCACAUUUGCGCUAUUCGCCAAAGGUGAACUACAGGAAUGGGCGAAGGAGGAGGAACCACAACAAACGAUGCAAGAUAUCGUCCGAAGACUAUCAAGCAUGAUGCGCCGGAUGUCAUCAAGCCAACGAUCCAAGACCUCAUCCGUCCGACAUCAGCGACUCCAGGAAGAGGAUGAAGAGAAGUGCAAAAAACGAACUUCGAGGCCAACAAUUGACGAGGAGGAUGAAAUACCACAGUCGGAACAGGUGAAUAAAUUCAAGCAAUUAUUAACAAACAGAUUUUGA